Molecule: messenger RNA, 545 nt
Organism: Mobula hypostoma (lesser devil ray)
Lineage: Eukaryota; Metazoa; Chordata; Chondrichthyes; Myliobatiformes; Myliobatidae
Product: fatty acid-binding protein 1, liver-like
Exons: 4
Coding region: 17-469 (150 amino acids)
Biological process (GO): fatty acid transport
Cellular component (GO): nucleus; cytosol
Molecular function (GO): fatty acid binding
Source: RefSeq, a predicted model, not a curated record
UAAUAGAUUUCUAGAUAUGGUUAAGACUAUAAAGCAAAGUAGAAAGCCAUCACAUUUUACAUCCACUGCAAAAGGAGCUGCCAAAAUGUCCUUCUCAGGAAAAUAUGAGCUUCAGAGCAGAGAGAACUUUGAGCCAUUCAUGAAAGCCAUUGGAACCUCAGAUGAAGUGAUUCAAAAAUACAAAGACGUGAAAAGUAUCACGGAGAUCAUUCAAAAUGGAGAUCACUUUGAUUGCAAAAUCACAACUGGAGAUAAUGUGAUUCACAACGUAUUUACCAUAGGACAGGAAGCUGAGUUUGGAACACUCUCAGGCAGUAAGCUGAAGUCCACAGCAAAUUUUGAUGGUCCAAACAAGAUUGUUGUCAAAUUCGAUGCAGCAACAUUGGUUACAGAACUGAAUGAGGACAAACUAAUUGAUAAACUAACGGCUGGAAAUAUCACCUACACAAGAACCAGUAAAAAACUAUAAAGUGGUUUGUCUUGAAGUGAACAUACUUGUCUUGUGUGAGUCACUUCAAAUAAAAUGCAACGGUUUGGAAAAUUCA